Molecule: messenger RNA, 718 nt
Organism: Dothidotthia symphoricarpi CBS 119687
Lineage: Eukaryota; Fungi; Ascomycota; Dothideomycetes; Pleosporales; Dothidotthiaceae
Product: glucocorticoid receptor-like (DNA-binding domain)
Exons: 3
Coding region: 1-345 (114 amino acids)
Biological process (GO): translation
Cellular component (GO): ribosome; mitochondrial small ribosomal subunit
Molecular function (GO): structural constituent of ribosome
Source: RefSeq, a predicted model, not a curated record
AUGUCUCAAUUCCGCGCCGCAAAGAAGCUCGAUAUCGGCUGCUUCACCAAGAUCCGCAAUAUUCGCGACCACACGAAGCGGAAGGUGUACGCCGAGAACGAGCCUGAACGACAAGCUCUGCGAUACAUCAUCCGGAAUACCACGCUACCGCAGCGAGUCCGCGCCCAAGCCCAGCUCCAGCUGUCCGAGAUGCACUGCUACACGAGGUUCACACAGAUCAAGAACAGGUGCAUAAUGGGAGGGAAGGGACGCGGUGUAUUCAGCGACUUCAGGCUUGGAAGAUACCAAUUCCGAAUCAACGCGCUUGCCGGGAACUUGCCGGGUGUGAGGAAGGCGAGUUGGUAGACAGAUCGUGGUGUGCAGAAUCUGUAGAACGUGUACAUUAUGAUGAGACAAUAUAUCAGCAUUGGGCGGCGUUCGUGUCGGAUCGUACAUGUGGAAUUGGAAAGGUCGUUCUUGUUUCCAGAUUUCGACUUCACCAACGCUCCUUCUCUCCCAGUUUGCCCUCACCGGACACUCACCGCUCACGGUAGGUAAAAACGGGGCUCCCGGACGCAAACAAACAUGCCCCACUCAGCAAAUUGACAACUCCGAUACUCUCGCAUUCGACGACAACACUGGACUCAUGCAAGUCUCGCAUCAACAACUCUAGAGUGAUACAAGACCUGGAACAUCCAGUCACCUUUCCCACCGUCAAGCCUCCCCGACAUGUUCCGCC